This is a messenger RNA of Porites evermanni, 5536 nucleotides long. The record is from the annotation of a GenBank genome assembly. NCBI's taxonomy places the organism in Eukaryota, Metazoa, Cnidaria, Anthozoa, Scleractinia, Poritidae.
CCACAUCUGACAUAUUACCACACUGUUGAACCAGAGGAUGUUUACAAAUAUCAUACAAACUCUUACCUACGUCCAACGUAAACUUGUGGUUACAACCCACGCAAAGAGGGCAUUUGUUUCUUUUUCAUAUAUAUUUUUCUGAAGAAUGCUAUUCAUUUGGUCAGUGUAUUAAGUAUCCUCUCAAAGAGCUCAAAGCUCAAAGAGGUUCAAGACGGGAAAAUCGGAAAAUUACCCUCUUGACAGACCUGCCCUCUUGAUGUGUAUUUUCGGAAAAAAGGGUUUCAACAUGCUUCAUUUCAGUCAUUUCACAUUGGUUAACUCCUCUGACCGAGGGUGUAAUAAUUUUGAAAUUUAAAAUAGCCCACGGUUAGUUGACCAAAGUCACGCACAGUCUUGCUAGAAUAUUUGCUCUGACUUCCAGGUUAGAGUUUAAGCCUAUAUGUGGGUUUCUAGCCUCUAGAGUGCUCUCCAAACUUCCCACGUCCUUCAUAUCUCAACAUAUGCGCGUUGAUGCAUGAACCAAUUGUUAAUUAGUUGUUAAUUAAAAGCCAAUAUAUUGUCACGUUUUUUUUCUGCAGUGGAUAAUACAGACCCUCCAGCCAGAGAGGAGGAACAAGAAGAAACGCCCUGAGCUUUGAAAUGGCAAGAAUUAAUUACAGAGAAGAAUUGAUUAACUCUUUUUUUCCCGUUUUACCUUUAAUCAUCCAAACAUAUAAUAGAGAAGUUAAGAAAGUUUCUAUAGCCAUUUCUAUAAUUUUGCAAUCACUAAACAAUGCUCCCAGUGAAAAGAAAAACAGGGGAGAUGAUAUUGUGUGAUAGUGGAUUUCUUGCUUACGGGAGGUGUAGCCUAUAAUAUCCUGGCAGUUUAAUUUGCAUGGCUGUUGAUAAAGCCAAAUAAAUAUAGUUGAAGUUUGUAUUGAUGUAGUCCUCAGUGUUUUAUUCAUAUCCCUGUAUUAAAUCUAUGAAUUUUAGCACUUUCCAGGUAUAAGGGUCUUUGAAUGUGUAUAAAUAUCAGCUGUGGUUGAACCUCUACACAGAUAGACUAAAUGCACCUUUUAAUAAUAAAAAUCCUGUAGAUCGUUGACGAGAAACUCUGAAAAAACAAACGCACGCGGGGAAGAAAAGUUGUUUUGUAGGCGGCCCAACCUAGGGAGUCUGGGUCUUAAAUUUGGAACUGCCAUUUCCAGCGUUUUCCGCAGGAUAUUUUCAGGAAAUGAAUAAGCAGGAAAACGCAGUAGUUAGUUGGUUUUUUCACUUCUCGCUAGUGUUGUCGAUAAGGUACAGUUUUUACGAAAAAAAGUCCAAUGACGCAAUCAGAAUUACGGAAUAAUAAAAGGAUAAAGGAAAUGCUAACACAAAGACACCAAUAAAGUGCGAAAAACUUUUCAGUCAUCCCGAUUUAAUGAUUUAAAAAAUGCUUUUUUAAGAGAGUAAAAUUUUUUUUUCAAGUUUUAGCCGGUACAUGUACGCCUCGGCGUAUGUGCGUAUAUGGACGCUACGCUCCUGACCAUUUAGAAUUCCUCAAUAACGUACCAAUAAUGUCAUCUGGUCCUUCAAACGUUGGAUAGUGCCACUAUCCAGCGGAUAAAUAUUAGAAAAAAACAAUUGCAUUGUCCACGAUAGCAAUAUCCACCUUUCAAACGACUGGGGCCUGGUGUUACUUUCUGUCAUUCUAUGAGGUUUUUAUCGCGGUAUAAAAUCCUCCGAUCGAGACAACAGUGCGUGAUGGGUGUUGAAAGGAGCAGGGGAGGAGCCAGGCAUGCUACAUGUGAUAAAGAAAAUAACUGCAAAAACCGUGGGCGAAGAUCCUGCUGAUUGUCGACGUUGGAUCUUUAUAAAAGAGAUCUAAUCAACUAAAAUAUUUAAAGAACAAAAACACGAGAAGUCCAAAGACCAGUGCAAAACUGAUCACAACAACUCGACUUGCUUUUUUAUAACAAUAUUUCGGCUGGUCAUACCAGCCUUCUUCAGGUUUACAGAUGGUAUGGCCAGCCGAAUUAUUGUUAUAAAACGCAAGACUCGUUGUUAGCUUUAUAUGAUCAGCUUUUCUAGUAGUCUAUGGACGUUUCGUUUUUUUGUUCAGGCCACAUCUUGCAUAUUACCACACUGUUGAACCAGAGGAUGUUUACAAACAUCAUAUAAACUCUUACCUACGUCCAAUGUAAACUUGCGGUUACAACCCACGCGAAGAGGGCAUUUGUUUCUUUUUCAUAUAUAUUUUUCUGAAGAAUUGCUAUUCAUUUGGUCAGUGUAUUAAGUAUCCUCUCAAAGAGCUCAAAGCUCAAAGAGGUUCAAGACGGGAAAAUCGGAAAAUUGCCCUCUUGACAGACCUGCCCUCUUGAUGUGUAUUUUCGGAAAAAAAGGUUUCAACUCGCUUCAUUUCAGUCAUUUCACAUUGGUAAACUCCUCUGACCGAGGGUGUAAUAAUUUUUAAAUUGAAAAUAGCCCACGGUUAGUUGACCAAAGUCACGCACAGUCUUGCUAGAAUAUUUGCUCUGACUUCCAGGUUAGAGUUUAAGCCUAUAUGUGGGUGCACCUUCAAACUGCGGUUUUUAAAGAAUGCGAUGGGUACAAAAAAAGUAAGUGACAUGACCUGACGUUGGGCGUAAAAAUGGCAUUUCCGGCGAAUCUUCCGGAGGUUGGAUGACGUCACGAUGUCGCGCUUAAAAACGGCGAAGGACGCUCUCUUUCGGCAACAUUUAACAACAAAGACAAUGGCGACCAGUUAUUUCGUUUUUCUGUUCCUCCUUCUAAUCGUAAGUUCAUUCUAGGUUUAUUUGUACAUUCAAUUUCUCUUGUAAUCUAGAUAAAUUGUGCUAACCCGUCUUCUCUUUGUGUGUGUAUGUGAAGAUACACGGCGUUAACAGCGACGAAGACGACAAAGACGAUGACCUGGACGAUGACGAAGAUGACAGUUUUUCAGGUAAAUUCCCGCUGAAGACUUACUUGUACACAAGGAAUCCUCCGAAGCCUAUAGCGUGUUAAUCGGUUAAUCUUCUGACCUGUUGGACAACAUAUCUUUAGCGGGGUUGGACCAGAUUCAGGGAUAUGUCAACUUAGUACAAAACAUUUCCUAUGUUACAUUUUUUUAUUAAGCUGAAUAUGUUUGCCCGCCGAAUCAAGGAGAUCAAAUGACAAGGAAGAAGGGAACGAGGUGAAUGGCCAGUUAAGAGGAGGCGUUUGUUUAUUUGAGCCCCGUUUUAAGCGAAUUCUUGAUUUGCCACCAUGUGACAAGGCGGCCAUCUUGGGGGUCAAUACAAUGAAUAUUUUCUGGAAGAAUUUACAUGAAAAUAGAGUUUCGUUCCCAGAGGAGGGAAAUGCUUUUGUUCUUAACCACCAACAUAGAAAAAUUCAGGCAAAAAACGUAACUGAAGCAUCAAGAACGGUUUGCCAGGUCUAAAAUACAGGUCACAUUCCACACGUCAGGAGUACAGGUCACUGCUCCAUCAGUAAAUUACCAAACUAGACACUAACAGAGCAUUUUGUUAAGAGAUUAGGGCUAGGAGACACUUUUAAUGCUAUUCAUUUACCUGUAUCAUGGUGACCUGUACCCUGACCUGUGGAAAAGUGACCCGUAUUUUAGAUCCGCUGACCGAGGCCAGACUAUUUGGGCAAGCUGUAGCUACCAUGUAGUAGUUUGAUGUACCAUGUAGUUUGAUGAGCAGGAUUGAGUACCAUUCCUCUGUAAUUUGCUUGCCUGUCAGGCAAUUUAAGAAUUGAAUCCACUACCCCAAUAGCAAAAUCCACCAGCCCUGGGCUAUCGGACACUACUUUCUUUGCACGCUGCUUACAGUCAAGCCAGGUCAAGCGUACCCUCCUUGAUUCUGUUUAUGAAUUUAUUAUUCAAAAGUUAAAUUGGUUGGUAGUUUUAGAUUUCAGAUUCAUCUCUGCAUUCCUGCAUGCGUAAUGAGAAGUGAAUUCACACGCAAGGUAGUAAUGAAAUUUCUAGCCACUCAGUUUUCUUGAAUUUUUUGUAAAUGUCUUCAAAGCAAUAAUUCAUUCUAAGAUUUUUCAAUCUGAGCGAAUACAUAGAAGUCUUCAUAGCUAAGUAUGCAGGAAUGCAGAUUUGAAUUUGAUACUGGUUGCGGUAUCAACUAAUAGAUUCAUUUUUCAAAUAAGUGAUUCAAUAAUAGAAUCUUGUGGGUAAACUUGACCUGGUGUGACUGUAAGGCAUAAAAGAAGGCUAAUGCCCUAGAAAGUCAUGCGCAGGACACGCCUCUCGCACUAAGAAAGUUUCAUCCCGCUUCAAACUAGCCAGUCCUCUGAGUAUCUAUCCUUUUUUUUUCAAGAACAAUUAUUCAGUGGAACAAUUUGCCUGCUUCUGUCUUCAGCGAACACUGCUCUUUAGAUACUUUUAAAGCCCAUGUGAGCUGCCUAAAUUAUCUACCUGUUUAUUAGCCUAUUAAGUAAACUUUUUUUUUUAUGCUGACCAACCCAGCCAAUAAUCCUCAAAUGUGAUGGGUAGGCUGUACGCGGGAAAUGUAAUGUAAAAUGUAACAUUGGUUGCCUCUUUUUUUCUUCACAGUUGCUGACUGCAACCUAAAAGUUAAGCCUGGUUCCUGUAUGGCUUAUAUGCCAAGAUGGUAUUUCAAUAAAACAUGGAAUAAUUGCACAAAAUUCAUCUAUGGAGGCUGUCGUGGAAAUAAGAACAACUUUGGAAGCAAGCAUGAAUGUGAGAAAAAAUGUUUAGGUACUCAUGGUGAGUUAUGACGAACACUUUUUGAAGGAAAAAUAAUUUAGAAUAAGAAAAUCCAGUGGUGUCUCAUUAGGAAUAUAUGUAUCUAUAAUGUUGCUGGAGAGAAGAUGUUGAUCAAAAAUAGGCAAAAAUAAAGUUUCUCCCAUUCCAGUGACAAGAUAACAAAAUUCUCAAAUCUGAUUUCAGCACUUAUAGGCCAGUGUAAUCGGACAGUAUGUUUCAUGCCUAAGUAAUGAUGGACAGUGUGUAUGUGCAUACUUAAAUGGCUUUUUUUUACUGCUAGCAAAAAAACUCUUGAAAUUUCUUGUUUCUUAUUUUUUAAGAAAGCCUAAAAUAUCACAAAUUUUGUCAUAGUUAUGAUUAAUAAUAUUGGCAACAGAACUUUUUGCCAUCCAGUUUGGUCUGUAAUCAUACUCGUGAUUAAACAAAUCAGACCCUUCCUUAUGUGGAUGUCUGAUUUUGUUAUCACUUGUAUGUUUACAGACCAAAUUGGAAUCCGCUCAGUCGUUUUACCAUUAUUCACAAUUAUUUGCCUCUAAAUGAAAUGGUUUUGAUUUCAUUCUUCCAGGACACAGUGCACAUCAGUCUUCUAUUGGUGAUCAGCAACAACUACAAGGACCCUGCAUCCAAGCUUCAAAAGCAUUUCAGCAAACCCAUGUAUUAAAUAUUUUGUUGCCUAGUUUGUACCAUAACAAGUACAUUCCUCAAUGCAAUAGGCAUGGCUACUUUAAGCCAAUGCAAUGUAAUCGACACAGGACGAAGUGUUGGUGUGUUGAUAAAUGGGGAAAUAAGAAGGGCAAACACAGAAAAGGACACCCUGAUGAGUUAGAUUGCAGUUAA